UAAUCUCGAUUGGAAUUAAGCAACCAAUGUACAAAAUGGAAAUAUGGUUCUUCAUAAUCAUCACAUUUUGCAUCUCUGCCUUUCUCAAAUCUGUGUUCAACUAUUUCUUCAACUCCAAGAAACACAGACUACCUCCAGGUCCUGUUAACAUCCCUAUCAUCAGCACCAUUUUAUGGCUCCGACGACAAUCCAUUUUGGAGCUCGAAACAUUCGUCCUCUCUCUCCACAAAAAGCUCGGCCCUGUGAUCACCUUCCAACUCGGUUCACGCACUACUAUCUUCAUAGCCGAUCGCUUUCUUGCCCACCAAGCCUUAGUCCAAAACGGAGCAGUUUUCGCGGACAGACCACAAGCUACUGCUACUAAUAAUAUUACCUCCAGCAAUCAACAUGUUAUAAGCGCUGCGUUUUACGGUCCGACUUGGCGUCUCCUUCGCCGGAAUCUUACGUCGGAGAUUCUUCAUCCUUCGAGGGUUAAGUCGUACUCCCAUGCUCGUAAAUGGGUGCUUGAAACCCUCGUAAACUGCUUGGAAUCGGAGUCGAAAUCUGGCGAGCCUGUUAGUGUUAUGGGUAGUUUUCAAUACGCUAUGUUCUCUUUGUUAGUUCUUAUGUGUUUUGGUGAUAAACUUGAUCGGACACAAAUUGAGGAAAUUAAAAGAGUAGAGCGGUCAACGCUUGUUAAUGCUCGGAGAUUCAUCAAACUGAAUUUCAUGCCAAAGUUGACCAAGAUCUUGUUUAGGAAACUGUGGUCGGAAUUCUUGCAGCUCCGGAAGGAACAAGAAGAGGUGUUGAUUCCUUUGAUAAGAGCAAGAAAAAAAGUUAAAGACGACCGAAAAAUCAAGAAUUCCGAUGACAAGCAUGUGUUAUGUUAUGUUGAUACCUUGUUUGAUCUUGAACUCACUGAAGAAAAUCAAAGAAAGCUUACAGAAAAUGAAAUUAUAAGUCUAUGCAAUGAGUUUCUCACCGCCGGUACGGAUACAACUUCCACAGCAUUGCAAUGGAUCAUGGCUAAUUUGGUGAAAUACCAAGAAAUUCAAGAUAAUUUAUAUUCUGAGAUUAAAGAAGUUGUUGGAGAUGGAGAAAAGGAAAUAAAAGAAGAGGAUUUGCAGAAGAUGAGUUAUUUAAAAAGUGUGAUUUUAGAAGGGCUAAGGAGGCACCCACCAGUACAUUUUGUAUUGACGCAUGCUGUGACUGAAGAUGUAGUUUUAGAUAAAUAUUUGGUACCUAAGAAUGUAAAUGUCAAUUUUAUGGUAGGAGAUAUGGGUUUGGAUCCGAAGGUGUGGGAGGAUCCGAUGGCGUUUAAGCCCGAAAGAUUUGUCGGGAGGGAUAACGAUGGAGAUGUGUUUGAUAUAACCGGAAGUAGAGAGAUUAAAAUGAUGCCGUUUGGUGUAGGAAGGAGAAUGUGCCCUGGAUUUGGAUUAGCAAUGCUUCAUUUGGAGUAUUUUGUGGCUAAUUUGGUUUGGAAAUUCGAAUGGAAACGCGUCGACGGAGAUGAUGUUGAUCUGUCUGAGAAGUCGGAGUUUACAAUUGUGAUGAAGAAUCCAUUGAAGGCUCACAUUUCUACCAGGAAGCAGGGGAUUACUGUGGUGAUGAGGAAUGUUUUGCAAGCCCAUAUGUCUGCAAGUUUAAACAGAGAUUUUGAACCUUUUAGUCUUGUCAAAUAUUUCAAUUUUACUUGUCAACCUGUUUCUAUAUGGUACAUGUUUUUGCAAGCCCAAAAAAGACUUAAUCCAUUAAAAGGGUAUGUUGUACUUCUAAUUUUUUUUUAUUUAUUUAGUUUAUUUUUAAAGUUUGUUAUUUAAUAUGUUUUUAUAUUAUUUAUUUUUAUUUGAUGGAUUCUUUUAUUGACGAA
Mercurialis annua (annual mercury) is the source of this 1849-nucleotide messenger RNA. RefSeq names its product cytochrome P450 89A2-like. The transcript is spliced from 2 exons. Gene Ontology annotation, cellular component: membrane. Gene Ontology annotation, molecular function: heme binding; iron ion binding; oxidoreductase activity, acting on paired donors, with incorporation or reduction of molecular oxygen, NAD(P)H as one donor, and incorporation of one atom of oxygen. Bases 27 to 1799 code for a protein of 590 amino acids. Lineage: Eukaryota; Viridiplantae; Streptophyta; Magnoliopsida; Malpighiales; Euphorbiaceae. The record is from RefSeq and is a predicted model, not a curated record.